CAUUAUUAUCUCUCUCCCAAAAUUUUGAAUAUUCGAAUAUUUGUUUUGUUAUAGCUUUGUUAGUAGAGAAUAGUGCGACUAAUUUUUAUUCAAUUUAAACAUGCAAAAACCAUCAGAGGAAGAACAGAAGAAGGCUCUCUCUGUUUGUCCAUUUCAUCAGCAACAACAACAGGAGGAAAACUCUCAUGUAAGCGAGUUGAGUGCAGUGGGGGGAGAAUCCUCUCAAUACUGCCCGCAUGCAUCUUCCAUGAUGCCAGUAUCCAAUAAUAUUAACAGAGAAUCCCAAAACUCCAACAGUGAUGACCAUGCUGCCUCUGAUAAUCCUUCAAUACUGUGUUGGAAGAGAAGCAAAAUACCAAAGAAUUAUGAAUCUCUACUUAAAGGAAUUCAAGAAAGGCCACCUGUAAAUGCUCUUCCAAAUGCAAAUAUUAUAAUGGAUCACAGAAAUACUGAUCAACCACAAGGUGACAUUUGCUAUUUUUUUGAUUCUGCCAUAAACGGAAAUCUUGAAAAGAUGAAAGAAUUAGUGGAAGUGAAGUUUUUCAAUGUCGACACAAUUGACAGAUUUGGAUAUAAUUGUUCUGCUUUGCAAUUUGCUGUAAAUGGAGGAAAACUUGAAAUUGUAAAGUAUUUAAUCUCAAAGAAUGCAAAUGUAAAUUUAAUUGAUGUGUCUGGAGAAACAGCACUUCAUAAGGCGUGUAAAAAAGGGAAUUUGGAAAUGGUUAAAUUAUUAUUGAAAGCUGGAAUUCAAAAAGAUUAUGUAAAUAAGCUUGGAAAAUCACCAAUUAAUAUUUUGACUGAAAAAGGUUUUACUGAAAUUUCUCAUUAUCUUUCAAAUUUUGAUUAUUUAUUUUACCUUGCGAGAAGGAAAUCAAACUCUUUCCUCAAAUCCAAUCUCAAACAUUGUACUUCCAAAACCACUAUCCUUACGGACUGUAUCAUAGCCACUUUCGAAUCUCCUUCCCUUAGUAGUGAACAUGCAAAUUCAGAGCCAUCAUCUUCCAACAUUAGCACAUCGAGUACUCAUCAUUCAAAUUCCUCAAAUAGACCACUUCAUUUGGUUAGUUUUGUCUUGCAAAAAGCACAAAUCGGAAAGAAAUCAAUAAUGAAUGAUGUCAUGUAUAUUGUUCCAUUCUUUUUUGGUGUCGGAUUUUCAAUGGAAGUUUUCAUGGUAAAAACUGGAUUUUAUGAAUAUAGAAAGAGAAAGGAAUCGGAAACUUUAACAGCCAAAGCUGCUGAAUUCAUGUUAGCAAAAGAAAGAAUUAUCGAGAAAUUUGCAGAAGUAAAGAAUGGACACAUUAAACGUAUUACCGAUCAAGAUAUUCAAUCCUCUGUUCUUGAACUUAUCGGGACAAAUGUUAGCACAACAUAUAUUACUUGCCCAGCCAGCGCAAAGAAAACUCUAGGAAUCAAAUUACCUUUCCUUGUCAUGGUUAUUAAAAAUUUGAAAAAGUAUUUUACUUUCGAAGUUCAAGUUUUGGAUGAUAAAAAUAUUAAAAGAAGAUUUAGAGCAUCGAACUAUCAGAGUACAACAAGAGUGAAACCAUUUAUUUGUACAAUGCCAAUGCGUUUGGAUGAAGGUUGGAAUCAAAUUCAGUUCAAUCUUGCCGACUUUACGAGAAGAGCUUACGGAACAAAUUAUAUAGAGACAUUAAGAGUUCAAAUCCAUGCCAACUGUAGAAUUAGAAGAAUUUACUUCUCCGACAGACUGUAUUCAGAAUCUGAUCUUCCAGAUGAGUUCAGACUUUUCUUGCCAAUCCAAGUAAGUAAUUGA
Naegleria gruberi is the source of this 1774-nucleotide messenger RNA. RefSeq lists its product as uncharacterized. The transcript is spliced from 9 exons. Bases 101 to 1774 code for a protein of 557 amino acids. Gene Ontology annotation, cellular component: ciliary basal body; motile cilium. Gene Ontology annotation, molecular function: protein binding. The record is from RefSeq and is a predicted model, not a curated record. Gene Ontology annotation, biological process: regulation of cilium beat frequency involved in ciliary motility; positive regulation of cell motility; cilium assembly. Lineage: Eukaryota; Heterolobosea; Eutetramitea; Acrasida; Naegleriidae.